GGAUAAACAGUAAUGGCGGAGGCUGCGGCUCCCGGAACAACAGCCACAACAUCAGGAGCAGGAGCGCCAGCCGCAGGGGCAGCGGCUUCCCUCACCCCUAUCCCCACAGUCGCUGCCCUGUCCCCGGGGACGGGUGGAGGGGGCAGUGGCAGCGCCGGCAGCAGCGGCGGCUGGACGAAACAGGUGACCUGCAGAUAUUUUAUGCAUGGGGUUUGUAAGCAAGGAGAUAACUGUCGAUACUCGCAUGACCUUUCCGACAGCCCAUACGGUGCAGUAUGCAAGUAUUUUCAACGAGGGUGCUGUGUGUACGGAGACCGCUGCAGAUACGAACACAGCAAGCCACUGAAACAGGAGGAAGUGACUGCAACAGACCUGAGUGCAAAACCAUCCCUUGCUGCUUCCUCAAGUCUCUCUUCGGGAGUUGAAUCACUUGCUGAAAUGAAUCCAGGCGAAGCUGAGUCAAGAAACCCAAACUUUGCAGCUGUAGGAGCAGGUUCAGAGGACUGGGUGAGUGCCAUUGAGUUUGUACCCGGGCAGCCUUACUGUGGCCGUACUGCCCCUUCCUGCACUGAAGUACCCCUGCAGGGCUCAGUGACCAUGGAAGAAUCGGAGAAGGAGCCAACUGCAGUGGUGACAAAGAAGCAGCUUUGCCCCUAUGCUGCAGUGGGAGAGUGUCACUAUGGGGAAAACUGUGUGUAUCUCCACGGAGACUCCUGUGACAUGUGUGGCCUACAGGUCCUGCACCCAAUGGAUGCUGCCCAGAGGUCACAACACAUAAAAUCUUGCAUUGAGGCCCAUGAGAAGGACAUGGAGCUCUCUUUUGCUGUGCAGCGCAGCAAGGACAUGGUAUGUGGGAUCUGCAUGGAGGUGGUCUAUGAGAAAGCCAACCCCAGUGAGCGCCGCUUUGGGAUCCUGUCCAACUGCAACCACACCUACUGUCUCAAGUGUAUCCACAAAUGGAGAAGUGCUAAGCAAUUUGAGAGCAAGAUCAUAAAGUCCUGCCCCGAAUGAAGGAUCACAUCUAACUUUGUCAUUCCAAGUGAGUACUGGGUGGAAGAGAAAGAAGAGAAGCAGAAACUCACUCAGAAAUACAAGGAGGCCAUGAGCAACAAGGUGUGCAGGUAUUUUGAUGAAGGAUGUGGGAGCUGCCCCUUUGGAGGGAACUGUUUUUACAAGCAUGCGUACCCUGAUGGCCGUAGAAAGGAGCCACAGGGACAGAAAGUGGGAACAUCAAGCAGAUACCGGGCCCAACGAAGGAGCCACUUCUGGGAGCUCAUUGAGGAGAGAGAGAACAACCCCUAUGACAACGACGAAGAGGAGGUUGUCACCUCUGAGCUGGGCGAGAUGUUGCUUAUGCUUUUGGCUGCAGGUGUGGACGACGAGCUGACAGACUCUGAGGACGAGUGGGACUUGUUUCACGAUGAGCUGGAGGAUUUUUAUGACUUGGAUCUAUAGCAGCUUUGCGUGGCGUGGGAACUGGUCUGCGGAGCCUCAGACAGUAGCUGUCCCCUGUGCUGUGUGGCAGUGCGUGUGGCUCUCCUAGGCAGGCCUCUCGGACUCCAGUGCUGUUGUCCUCACUCCCCAGGGCCUGCUCCUCUACCCUCACCUUCCCCCAAGAGUGUGUUGUUUUCUGUUUCAAAAAGUUACAAAAAUAAA
This is a messenger RNA of Myodes glareolus (Bank vole), 1656 nucleotides long. The record is from RefSeq and is a predicted model, not a curated record. Lineage: Eukaryota; Metazoa; Chordata; Mammalia; Rodentia; Cricetidae.